AUGGAACAGCCAUUCUCGACGUCAAAAGUGACUGUCGAGUACUUCGAUCCUCACGAUGUUUACAAGCUACUCGCCCCUGGUUUGAUUCCUCGAUUACCUCUACGAAACCUGAACUGGCAAUCGCAUGCUGGACCUCUGCGAUCUAUCGAUACUCUUCACGUUGAGCUUCUUCAAGGAGAUGACCCUGCUAGUGCAGAUGCGGCUCCUUAUACCCUCCGACGAUCAGGGAGCACAGUAGACGAUGGUUUCCAGCAACAGAACUUUGGAAGCGGGACUCAAGCGCCAUCGGCUGAUCAGAUAGAUACCCAAGCUUUGCCAUCGAGGGCAAUUGGAAGUCAGCGACGACAUCAAAUUCCUGGUCUACGACGGACACCUUACCUCAAGGUACUGCUGGUACGAUGCGACGAUAAUGAAACAUACAAAACCUCUGUUCGAACCGAGAUUCGCGAAUGGAUCAAGGAACAUAUACCUUCUUCGACGAACCCGAAACGAAACAGCAAGCAGGAGAAGCACGAUGCUUUCGAUUACUUGAUCUUACACGUGGUCCUUCCGAAUACAGUGGCCUCGACACAGCCUCGAACAAGCGGACGGUCGGAGGGUGCUUCAGAGAAGAGCGGACCGCGAUGGCGUACCGGAUCGACACCUCUUUUCGAGAAGCUCCGUACUGACUUCUCUGGCCUUGGAAAGACAGCGCCAGAUAGGGUUGCUCAGAUCAGAAUUGGAAUCAACGAUCUCCCUUAUGAUCAGCUUCCGAGAGUCGUUCCCGCAGUGCCGACGGGCUAUCUGGAGGACGAGCACGAUGCCGAGAAUGCUUGGGCGGAGCUCAUUGCCAAGUUGAAGAGCCUCAUUCUUACAUCUUUCGACCAACGUGUGCUUCAAUAUGAAGAAGAUAUUAAAGAAAAGGACGGCCAACGAACUUUACCCGGGUGGAACUUUUGUACCUUUUUCAUACUGAAGGAGGGUUUGGCAAGAGGUUUUGAGAGUGUUGGACUUGUUGAGGAUGCAUUGGUUGGAUAUGAUGAGCUUAGCGUUGGACUUGACUCUGUUGUCAAUGAGCAAGCCGACGAAGGAUCACCUACUAGACAUGGAGGCACGAUGCUCAGUUACACCGAAGAGCUCAAGGAAAUUGUCAACGCGGCUCUUGCCAAGUCACCUGGCGGAAACAAUGCGGACGAGGAGGCUGUUGAUCUCCAGUCAAAUGAGACCAUCAAGGAACAGUUUGACGAGAUCCCUAUCAACGCCACCAAGAAGGCCUACAGAGACAAGAUUCUUGCCAACGAUGUUUCGGUGUUUGACUUCAGAUGCUACAUUUUUGCACGACAGAUCGCACUGCUUUUACGACUAGGAAAUGCUUGGUCAUCCAAGGAAGAUCUGCUAGACAAGCUCAAAGAACAACAAGAAUCUGUCUUGCAUGGAGUUGCUCCUCUAGCACCUCCUCCAAAACCCACUGACGACGUGGAAAACUUGUCUAGUCUUGGUGAGAUAUGUCGAAGGACUUUACAGUUCAUCCCGGCUGUGUCUCAGAUUAUGCGCCGAGAUAUCCUCACUGCUGUGGCAUCAGACAAAUCAGAUGACGACGAGUCACCUAUAGAUCCUAACCUUUCUGAGGUCAUGGACAAUGUCGUCGCUUCAUUUGCCUUCUCUGUUGCUCAGCAGAUCCUUGCGCAAACAGCAUCAAAGUCGCUACCCAUUCCUCCAUCAACCCUCGCGCCUGCUCAGAGCGAAGAGCAAAAGAGCUCCAUCCCUGAGCCCAAGACCAUGAUGCACCCUGCCCGUACCACAUCACUUCAUGUCACAACGGGCCAGGCACCUGGAACUCGUCCCCCACCUAGCCCCGGUGUCUUUCCCGGCCCAGGCAUGCCUCAGAUCAAUAAUGAUCAGGAUGCUCAGUUUCUCAAGGCAGGUCUCGAGGACUUGGCUGCUAGACGCGCCGAGCUUUACAUGCUUUCCCGAAGCAUUCUUGAUGGCCUAGGCAAGAAACGUGGAUGGAGUGAUGGCUGGAAGGAGGCGCCUAUCAUCGCAGAAGCCGAGGCAGAUUUUGAAGAGAUAAGCUUGGAUGACCCGUCUUCGGGAGAUGCUGGUGCUUCAGAAGAAAUUCCACCCUUGGACAUGGGUGUCAAUAACAGCCUUCUUCAAACUGCGAUUGACAACCAGGACAACUUUUACCGUCUGUAUGAGAUCCUCACAGACAAGGCACUUCGACACUAUACUGUCGCAAACCAUGAUCAUGCUGUGCAAGCCAGUAUGGCAGAUCUUGCUGUGCUUAAGUUCUUCCUCGAGGACUUUGGUGCCGCCGCGUCGUAUUUCUAUAGGGCAACGCCUUUCUUUGGUGAGAGCGGAUGGACUUCGCUGGAGCUUUCGAUGCUUGUCAUGUAUCUGCACUGUCUUCGCGAGAUGAAGUCAAAGGAUGACUAUGUCAGGGUCGCUCUCAAGCUAUUGACCAAGUCAUGUGCUGCUGAGCAUGAGAGGCUUGAGCAGCGCUCAAAGAGAGUUUCAAGCAUUGGAAAGCCUGAGCCUGCAGAUGCGAUGUCGAUGAAGGGAGUUGUUGGUAAUCUGUUUGAUUUGGCUUCGUCUCUGUCUCAGCAAGUCAAGGUUCAUCUGUCCAAGUUCUUUACUAAUAUCGAACUUGCUGGCGCUCCUGAGUAUUUUGAGGAAGAGGACAAAUGCUCGCUGACCAUUAACCUCUGGAGUCUACUGCCCGAUGAUAUCAAGCUUGAUGGAAUUGAUGCGCGAAUAACGGCUACCGAGCCAGGACCUACUAGAGAAUUGAAGUUCUCGAGAACAGGAGAGAUUGUGUUACAUCCUGGUCAAAAUUCAAUCACAGUCGACUGCACAUCUGUUAUUCCUGGAAAGUACAAGAUCGAUCAUCUUGGUUUGUCUUCAAGCAACCUCUUCCUUCACUUCGAACGUGAUUUCAACACACCGCCCCCACCAACAAGCGACAUCUUUAGACAUCCUGAGGUCAUCAUCUUCCAACGCGAGGGUGCCCUGGAUGUACAGCUUACAGCUACAAAACAUACUGCCUUGGACAAGAAUAACACUCUGGAUCUUGUCCUUGACCCCGGCUGGAACUCUAUCAAGAAAUGUGAAAUCCGGAUUAAGCCAACCACAGGCGGUCUCAGACUGUUGACCAUUGAAGCCAAGGUUGUCGACUCCUCGGUUGAGUUCGCAAAGAAGCCUGAAUCUGGUGGUGUCAUUCAUUUCAAUGAGAUUGAGGCCGAGACGCCUGUUACCUUGCGCUUUCCUUACUCGGUUGAGCAGGAUAUGGCUGAUGUUUCCGCCAAGGUCGACGUCUCUUACACUGUUGAGUCAGGUGAGAAGUACACCUUUGCCAAAUCAAUCAUGAUUCCUAUCUCCUUGGCUUUGGGCGUCAACGUGCAGGAUGUCUUCAAGCAUCAAGCCCUCUACUCCCGCUUCAAUGUGUCUACUGCGAGCCACAGUCCUCUACGCCUUUACAAGAGCGAGUUGAUAGAGUCGGACUUGUUCGAAUCUGAGUUUGGUGUUCCGCCUACUGACUCAACGAUCGUGUUCUCGAAGCAACCCGCUACAUUGCUUUAUCGUGUCAAGCGAAAGGCCAACGUCAGAUCAGCCAAGCGAGCUGCGAGGACUAUGUAUCUGAAGCUUUACUACAAUGUUCUUCAGACAGAGAUCGAGGACGCUCUUGUGAAUUCGAUAUUCGAGGCCCUCGACGAUCCUGGUUUGUCUUCGUUCUCUAAGCUCAUUAGGGCAGUAGUCACUAGAGAAGCAAAGACAUUGUUGCCCAUUGAUCUCGAACGAGCUGCACUACUAGGGGCGGUAUCUACCAGCUUCCUAGCUGAGGCACCGUGGGACAAGCACUUUGCCGGCAUUGGAAAGGUACCUGGCACGGAGCAAGAUGCAACAGAGAGAAUCUCAUCUGCUGUCAAAGCCUGGCAGAUUUCCAACGCACAAGUCCCAAUUUCAGCAACCCAGCCAGAUGAUCCAUGCACUCUUCUCAUCCCAGUCGAGAUUCCUUCACUGCCUAUCCUUCACACAGCCGAUAUACAGCUUCAAACUCCAGUGACAGAGCUGCUCGACCAGAAGCCAGGCGUGGUUCCCACCGUAGCUAUCAACCAAAUGCUCCCAGCUACCCUUCACCUAAAAUGGACACAGGUCUGGGACACUGAGAUGCAGCACAAGAAGGACAUAGAAUACAGCUACGAAGUCUCCGCUCCGGGCGACACAUGGCUUCUCGGCGGUCGUCGCAAAGGCCACUUCGUCAUUCCUGGCUCCAAGAAGGAACCCCUCUCUUCAUCAUCCGACACAGAGGCUCAAGUUCCUCUCAUCUUGAUCCCUCUUCGCGAAGGCUGGCUGCCAUAUCCUACCAUUGAGAUUCGCGAGGUAAAAGAUGGUGUUGAGAAUGAGGCGCAAACGUGCGAGUUGGACUUUAGAAACCUGGGUGAGUCGAUACGGGCUGUUUGUGAGAGGAAGGGCGUUACUGUUAGCUUGGAUGCGAGCGGGCCUGGAGGAGGGCCGUUGGUGUUGGAAAGUGAGGAACCUAAUCGGGAGAGAGGGAGGAUAGUUGCUUAG
Fusarium coffeatum is the source of this 4548-nucleotide messenger RNA. RefSeq lists its product as uncharacterized. The record is from RefSeq and is a predicted model, not a curated record. Gene Ontology annotation, biological process: early endosome to Golgi transport; intra-Golgi vesicle-mediated transport. The transcript has 3 exons. Bases 1 to 4548 code for a protein of 1515 amino acids. Gene Ontology annotation, cellular component: TRAPPII protein complex. Lineage: Eukaryota; Fungi; Ascomycota; Sordariomycetes; Hypocreales; Nectriaceae.